This is a messenger RNA of Strongylus vulgaris, 510 nucleotides long. The record is from the annotation of a GenBank genome assembly. Lineage: Eukaryota; Metazoa; Nematoda; Chromadorea; Rhabditida; Strongylidae.
AUGGCAAAAUUCCAGCUGCUCAUUGUUUUUGAUCACCUUAAAAUUAAUGUUCGUGUUUCUAUAACGGAAGGUUCGCAUAAUACAGAAGAGGCGAUAAAUCGACAACUUGCCGAUAAAGAGAGAGUUGCAGCUGCCAUGGAGAACUCAAAUCUGAUGCAUGCAGUAAAUCAAUGUUUAGCUUUACCGGAAUAUUUCAAUACAAUGAAUAAACUGUGGCUACCUACUGCUUCUAAUCACCGUCUUUUCGCAUCUAAAGCAAAAGCAAAUACGACGAAAUAUCUGCGGAGACAAAUGACGGACGAAUUUGCUGUAAAGGCUCGUGAGCAUUCUUACAGAGCCAGAUCAGCGUUCAAACUAAUCGAAAUCGACGAUCGAUUCCAGAUUUUGAAACCUGGCAUGACGAUAGUGGAUGUUGGCUGUGCUCCUGGUUCUUGGAGUCAAGUUGUUGUAGAAAGAUGUAAACUUAAUGAAAAGCCCACCACUGGUUAUCUGCUUGGCGUGGACCUGCAG